AUGGUCUUUUUCCUUUCUCUCACGACAACUUUGAUUAUCAUCUCACGGUUGGCUCACACAUUCGCUCUGAACGAAUGGACAGUUCCUUGCCUUCAUGGUCAGUGUGCAUACGAUUUUGCGGAAGAUGGGCCCUUCUUGGGAUCUCUACAGCUUAUAGGCGCUCCAGAUUCUAUUUCCGAUUUGACUGCAGCUGGAGGAUGGAUGAUCAUCGAAUGCCAAUCGAAUGCCAUGGCACAGGACAUACGUCUCGUCUGCACCGACGAUGGCGAAACGCCAGGCUGCGAUCACCUUCUUUCAAAUGGCGCUGAAGGCAAGAUUGUCCGGCUUCCCGAUCAUUGUGGUCGGGUACCCUUCGCCAGGGUGGCGAAGUCGUGGAUUUCAUCAGACCAGUCUCUUCCACCCUCGCUGAUAGAUCGGCACCGAGGCUAUAUAAAGCGGCCCUUGGUCCGCGCCCUCUCCUUGGAUACAGACCUUUCUCGCAUCGAUACAGAGAAGCAUGGAGAUAUAUCCUUCUCAGUACAAGGGAAGGCCUUAUCUGAGGGGGGGAAUCAAGCUCGUUCCCCACUAGUCGCUGAGAAGAGAUUGUUCGAAGGCCGGUCAAGCGCAUUUCGGCGAGCUGUCGCUCCGUCAAUCGGGCCACGAUUCAGCGACGAAAAUACCAUCAGCUUCCCCAUUGAUGUCGAGCAGUCCCUUAAUCUAAUCGACUCUUCCAUCAAUUGUCCCGCAGGUGCCGCCUCACUCGUCGUCGAUGUCGGCGCUGAGGCGCAUAUGCGUGCCGAGAUAAGUUUUGACGUGACUGGCUCGUUGUCUCCGUUCAACAUCACGCAGUUUGUGUUGUCCGCAGACAUGAACGCCACGAUAAACGGGUCUAUUCAUGUUCAAGCCGAUAUUGAAGGCAACUUUGACACCGGACGCGUCCCGAUUUUCCAGCUCUCCCCAUUGCUGGAAGCCAAUAUCACCAUCCCAGGGAUACUGACCAUAGGGACUUCAUUUGAAGUCCUGGGUGAAUUCUCGGCGGACUUUGCGUCCGCGCUCGACCUAGAGGUCGGCCUCGCGUAUACGGCGCAAAAUGUGCACAUGGUGUUCCCUCCAGACCACGGAGCCAGUACUGGGGCGUUCGGGCCGUCUGACAGCAAUACCAACGCCGACAUGACGGCCCAUAUCAUUCCUAGGCUCGAGUUUGAUAUCGUUGCCAAUGUCAAAAACACAUCGGCGUCGAUUUUCCUCGACUUUGACGCGUUCGCGACACUCGACCUGCAGGGAGACGUUCCACAGACGACGAGCACGAUGGGCUGCGACGACACCGGUACAUCAACCGCGCUGCCCGUUCAAGGCUGCGUGGACAUCAGCACGGGGUUUGACGUCAACGCGGGCGCAGACGCGAACUUCUUCGGCCUGUUCGAUGCGGGGACGCAAUUGACCCUGUUCAACAAGACGUUUGACCUCUUCAGCCGCUGCUUCAAUGCGCCCUCAAGCUCGAGCUCGCGCAAGCGCGCGCUGGAUGGGAGCACGCUGGACAGGCGAGAUCUGGCCUGCUUGGCACCGUAUCUGCUCGAGACGACGUCGCUCGUCAAGGACGUCGUCGUCAGAGCGUCGGACCAGACAGCGCGGCUUGCGCUGCCCCCGAGGCCCACUGCGCCGUUUGACGCGCGUGAUGGGCUCACGUGGUGCUCGAAUAGUAACUCAUCGAACAGCAGCUCUUCAUCACAGACAUCGGGCGCUGUCGCUGCUGCAGGGGGGAUGACGCUUGGGGGCGCCAGGGCCGGUCUUUUGCCGGGAGUAUCGAUAGCUGUAAUGCUAGUGUCGGUAAUAGUGAUUUGA
Molecule: messenger RNA, 1821 nt
Organism: Heterobasidion irregulare TC 32-1
Lineage: Eukaryota; Fungi; Basidiomycota; Agaricomycetes; Russulales; Bondarzewiaceae
Exons: 11
Coding region: 1-1821 (606 amino acids)
Source: RefSeq, a predicted model, not a curated record